Molecule: messenger RNA, 3165 nt
Organism: Debaryomyces fabryi
Lineage: Eukaryota; Fungi; Ascomycota; Pichiomycetes; Serinales; Debaryomycetaceae
Gene: NMD5
Product: Nmd5p
Exons: 1
Coding region: 1-3165 (1054 amino acids)
Biological process (GO): protein import into nucleus
Cellular component (GO): cytosol; nuclear envelope
Molecular function (GO): small GTPase binding
Source: RefSeq, a predicted model, not a curated record
AUGGAUGCAAAUUUAUUAUUAGAGUGCUUUUCAGCAACGUUGCAAUCCGAUCAGUCAGUGAGGCAUCAAGCUGAAUUGCAACUUCGCCAAUUGGUUUUAACUCCAGGCUUUUUAGGAGGUUGUCUUGAUAUUAUAUCAUCGAACAAUCCAGCUGUCAGUCUUUCUAUUAAGAAGGCUGCUGCCGUAUUUUUCAAGAAUCGUAUUGUUAAAUACUGGGGAAGUGAAAAACAGAAUAAGAUUGACAAUGACGAGAAGCCUGGUAUAAGGGAUCGUAUAUUGCCAGUAUUGAUUGAAAGUGAUUAUAACACCAAGCAGCAGUUGAUCCCAGUAUUGAGAGUUUUGAUUUCAUAUGACUUUCCUAAUAAUUGGAAAGACCUAUUAGAAAAAACGGGGACUCUUUUACAACAAGUACCUGUUGGAGCGACUAAAGACGACGACUUUUCACAGUUGUAUACUGGAUUAUUAUGUUUUAGUGAAAUAUCUAGGAAAUUCAGAUGGGUCUCCAAUAAUGAUAGAGAAAAGGAAUUGGAUCCAAUUAUUAUUCAAGUUUUUCCACAUUUAUUGAACAUUGGUAACUCAAUAAUUGCCAACUCUGAAAAUAUGACUGAGUUAACUGCAGAAAUAUUGAAAUUAAUUCUUAAGGUUUAUAAGUUUGUUACAUAUUUUGAUUUACCGGCUGUAUUGAGAACGAGGGAAUCAUUGAUUUCAUGGGGUGAAUUUCAUGGAUCUAUUGUUAAUAUGAAUACACCAACUUACGUUUUGAAUUCUACUUUAAGCGAACAGGAGAAGUCAUUUUUACAAAUUUCAAAGUGUUAUAAAUGGGCAGUUGCUAAUUUAUACCGUCUUUUUACCAGAUAUGCUUCACAGAGUUUAUCUAAGAAAUUUUCAUAUACAGAGUUUCAAGGUAUGUUCUGUGAUGAUUUCAUACCUCAUUUAAUAACCAAUUUCUUAUCAAUCAUAGAACAAUGGUGUUCGAAAAAAAGAUGGCUAAGUCUAUCAUGCAUUUAUUAUUUAUUACAGUUUUUAAGUCAUUGUGUUACGCAAAAGUCAACAUGGUUGUUAAUCAAGCCGUACUUUGAAAAUUUGGUAUCUCAUUUAAUUUAUCCAUUAUUAUGCCCAUCUGAUCAUGUAUUAGAAAUAUUUGAAACCGAUCCUCAUGAGUAUAUACACUCCAAUUUUGAUAUCUAUGACGAGUUUGAUACCCCCGAUGUUGCUGCCCUUGGAUUAUUAGUUACGUUUGUCGAUAAGCGGAGAAAGACAACGUUGGAACCAAUUAUAAAAUUUGUAUAUAAUCAAUUGAAUGAGUUGCUGCAGCAGCCAGAAACACUCGAUGUUGCUAAAAAAAGAGAAGGUGCAUUGAGGUUAAUGGGUGGGAUCUCCCACUAUGUUGUUCUACCACAAUCACCUUAUUAUUCUCAAAUGGAACAAUUUUUGACGGCGUUAGUAUUUCCAAAUCUUUCUUCGAAGUUUGAUUUCUUGAAGGCGAGAACGUUGGAAAUUUCCCUGAAAUUUGCAGAUUUGAAUUUUGAGAAUAAGGAGAACUUGUUAGUAUUAUUCCAUGGAAUACUUGAAAAUUUCAGCUCAUCCAGUGAGGAAUCAAGUUUGCCAGUUGAUUUUGAAUGCGCAUUGAUUAUCCAGGCAUAUAUCCAUUUGCCAGAGUUCCAAGAAGUCUUGUCAACGAUUAUAUUACCUACAAUGUCAAAAUUAUUGGACUUAUCUAAUCAGAUUGAUAAUGAUGCAAUUUCAGCUGUAAUGCAAGAAUGUGUCGAAAAUUUCUCUGAACAGUUACAACCAUUUGGGGUUGAUUUAAUGACUAAAUUGGUUGAGCAGUUUAUGAGAUUAGCUGUCGAAAUCAAUGAGGCAUCAAAAGUGGAUGUAGACGAUUUUGAUGGAGAAUAUGACGAUCAAACAGACAAAGUUAUGGCAGCAGUUGGGUUGUUGAACACAAUGAUUACAGUUCUUUUAUCAUUUGAAAACUCGCGGGAGAUUUGUGCUAAGUUGGAAGAAGUAUUUUCGCCUGUUAUUGAAUUUGUCUUGAUUAAUAAGAUGGAUGAUUUCUUAACUGAAGUAGGUGAAUUGAUGGAAAAUUCAACGUUCCUUUCAAGAUCUAUCAGCCCAAUUAUGUGGAAGAAUUUCACAUAUCUUUAUGAAUCAUUUACAGAUGGGAUCGCAUUGAUGUACACGGAGGAGUUAAGUCAAUGCUUGCAAAAUUUUUUGAUUUAUGGGCAAGAAGACCUUAUGAAAUCACCACAGUUAAUGGAAAACUUCUACAAUAUUUUCAAUAUUAUCAUUGAGAGUGAUGACGCUCAAGUAGGAUUCAAUGACAUUGUGCUUGCAUGUGAAUUGGCGCAAACAUUCAUAUUGAUGUUACAGACUCAGGCACAAGCAUAUAUUCCUAAUUUGGUCAAUAGCGUUUUGAAGAUUUCACUAAGCAUGCAACAAGAUGAACAGCAUGUCAAGUCUAUUUCGUUUAAUAUUACCAUCCUGAAUGUUAUUAUUGCAUCUAUGGUGCAUGAUUCGAAUGCCACAUUAAUGUGCUUGCAAAACCAUCACCAAUUGGCACCAUUUUUCAUAGAAUGGUUUAAGACAGUUCCUAAUUUGAAGCGUGUAUAUGACCUAAAGCUAUCAACACUUGGGUUGAUUAGUUUGAUGGACAAUAACGAGGCCUUGAACGUAUUGGGUAACGAAAUAGUCGCUCAGAUUGGGUCGAAACUCGCUUCCAUCAUGAAAACGUUGCCUAAAGCUAUCGAAAACUUGGAGCAUAAAAGAAAGAACUUCAGCGAGUCAGAGUAUGCUUCGGGCCAACCAUAUGAUGAUGCAUGGGAAAGCCACAAUAACUACGAUGACGAUGAAGAGGAAGAAGAAGCCACUAGCACACAAGGUCUCACUCACGAACAAACAGAUAGCACCACCGAAUACUUAGAUUUUUUGCUGCAAGAAAACAUCAAAUUGAAAAACUCGGGAUUUUUCGAUGACGAAGACCAAGAAUUAAUCGAAGAUCCUCUAGCCGCAUCUCCAUUAGACAAUUUGAACGUUUUCCUGCUCUUCAAACAAUUCAGUCAAACAUUGCAUGCCAAUGACAACACCAAAUACAACAUUAUUUUCGGCUCAUUGGAUUCUUCUGACCAGAAAAUAUUUAAUGAUAUUUUUGAAGUGGUUAACUAG